AUGUCUUCUCCCAUCACGUUCUACGAUCUCCGCUUCAAGUCCGGCAUCGCAGGAAGCCCCAAUGCUUGGAAGACACGCUUCACUCUCAACUACAAGGGCAUUCCCUUUAAGACAACAUAUAUCAACUUCGUCGACCUCAAGCCCACCUUCCAAGAGAAGGGUAUCCCUCCGUCUCAAGGAGAUGCAUACACCGUACCUGCAAUCUACGACCCUACAACUGGUCAGACAGUAUCGGAUUCCGCCCGUAUUGCAGAGUACCUCGAUUCUCAGUACCCGGAUACACCCUCGGUCUAUCCUCCAAGCACACGCGAUGCACAAAUUGCAUUUGAGAAGAACGUCAGGACGCCCUUCGCAUUCACUAUCUUCCCUCUCAUCUUGAUGGAACUCUACGAUCUGGUAGAGGACAAGGAUCGGGAAUACUUCCGCCGCACACGCGAGGCGCUCUUCCGAGGUCCCCUCGAAUCUGUCGUUCCUCGGGGCGAGAAGCGCGUUGCGCAACUUGAAGUUGUGCGCACCGGUCUUGACAAGGUUGCAAAGGAGAUCGCGAACCAUGCAGGGGAAGGAGCGCUCUUCUUCGGCGGCGAGUCGCCUUGCUUUGCGGAUAUGAGCCUGGCAUCGACGUUCAAGAGCGUUCUGGCCAUUGGCAAGGGCGACCCGGAGUACGAUCUCUGCAAGGUGUUCUUGAGUCAUGAAUGGGCCGCGAGGGUCGCGCCGCAGGCGCCGGCCACCAGUUUAGAGUACCUACUAGCACAGGGCUCGAAACUGGUCUUUACUGCUAAUUAA
Messenger RNA from Peniophora sp. CBMAI 1063, 783 nucleotides. The record is from the annotation of a GenBank genome assembly. Lineage: Eukaryota; Fungi; Basidiomycota; Agaricomycetes; Russulales; Peniophoraceae.